AUGGCAGCGGUGGCGGUGAAUCUGACCGGCUUGGAGGUGACGCCCUCUCUUCCCUCAUCAUUACUAAUUGAAAUCCAAUGGAUUGGGCCAACACGAGAGCUCAUCAGGAGGUCGGCAACCGUCAAGUUGAGGGCGGCCAAUGUGGAAAUCGUGCACGUGCGAACCUUGGACACGGAUGUGUCAGGGGUGGCGUUUGGUGUGUCAGCCAUCGCCACAGACCUCCAAGGUGGCCCAAUAGAUGGACCUGUUUCCAUUAGCCUUGUGGACAUUCGCAAGGAUAUCAAACAGCAAGUGGAGCGCACAGGUCACGAUGUAUUGCAAGCGGUGGCAAAGGAGCCCUUGAAUGGCAAAGUGCUGAAGACCUGUGAAUCAAGUUCGGAUAAAGGAGAUGAAUGCAGGUUCCAGUUGGAGGAUAUGGGCAGAUUUGCUCUUGAGUCCUGUGUCGAGGACAAGGAUGGAAACAGGGCGUGUUUCCGCACUUUCCUGGGAAAGAACAAGACCGAGUGGAAAGAAAAUCCAUGGGGAGAUUUUAUCGACAUCAAGCUGCUGCGGGUGAGCGACGGCGUGGUGAAAGUGGGCGACACGGUAGAAUUCCAAAUCGAGAACAUUUACAAGGACGCCAGCGCACUUGUGAUGUGGGGGAGCUCCCUUGGUCUUGACAAGAAGGUCAUUCCAUUGCCAGACAAGCAGCUGGCGAGCAUAUCCGUUCCAGUCGACGAGACUUGCGCUGCUGGGUGUUCAGCGCUUGUCCACAUCAACGUUCCAAGGCAAGAGGAAGUGGAUGUCAACCCCCAUGGCAUCCCAUCCACCAUCUACUAUGACCCAGCCAUGCCGCGGACAGUGACACUUCAGGAAGAAAUCAGAGUUGGACAGGAUCGCAUUGUGGGCGUUGAACUCUUGUUCCCUGACUUGGAGAUUCCCCCCGGCGAAGACACCCCUAUCAUGGCGCCCCAGGAUGCCACUCCCAUUUCUGUCUCAGUUGGACCCUGCCCAGGGGCAGAAGAACCCCUGUCGUGCAACUUGAGUGACGGGGAAGAUGUCGAGUUCACAGUGGUGGCAGUCGACAAGGCGGUCUUGGAACUUGUGCCCUACGAGCUUAAGGACAUGGCCCUGGAUUUUGUGUUCCACCUCGCCCUGAGUUUUGACGUGGUUUCUUCCUCGGAGUACUUGCACGCACCAGGGGCAAUAACGGCACUCGUCAAGAGAUUCAUGAAGGAGCAGGAAGACAACCCUUGGGCCGUUAUAGAUAAUUUGAUCCACGUCCCUGGGUACACCCCGCGAACGGGCUCCGGUCCCUUGAUUGUUCCGUUGUCCCUGGGGAGCGACGACGAGGGAACCAACAGCACUGGCCCCAGCGCGAAACCGCGGGCGAGGUCAUUUACAGCACCUCCACAAAACGCCGAGCCAUCGACUCCACUGCCAUCUGCUUUGCCUGAGGAAGCCAUUCGCAGCCAGGCGGACUUUACGGCCAUUCCCCUUUUCACGACAAUCGGUCCAGUCAAGGGGGGAUUCGGGACGGUGGAUUUCACCGCCCCUGACAACAUUGGCACAUUUGUUGUGAGGGCGUAUGCUGGAACAGACAAGGGUCGUUUUGGAAGCACAGAGGCAGAGGUGAUCGUGCGCAGAAGGCUGUCUCUCACGCCUUCGUCGCCUCGCGUCGUGAGAGUGGGUGACAAGUUUGAGGCCGGCGUCAUUGUUACCGUGUCUGGUGAAUCGGCAUCUGAUGUGCCGGUGACGGUGGACCUGAAAAUUGAGGACGGUUCUGGGGAUUUUCUUUCCGUUGCCGGGGAGUCUCAGAUGGAGGCUGUCACAGAUGUUGAUGGCCAGGUGGAGGUUCGGUUCGUGUUAGAAGCGUUGGCUUUGGGGGAGGCGGCGAUUUUUAUCAGCGCAGAUGGCGGAAAGGGAUACAAGGAUGCCCUUCGCUUGACGGUGCCAGUGCUUGGGCUGCAAGAUGCCGUGGCAGUCGCGACGUCUUUUGCCAUCCAAGCAACAGAAGGCGAGGGGGCCACUGCCGUGGAAGGGCUGGAACUGCCCAAUGCUUUGCCCGGCGCAGGCAGCAUCGAGCUUCUUGCAGGAGUGGGAAGAUUGCCUGCCGUUCUGGGCCACGCCCGCCAGAUCAUGGAGGCUGAUGUCAAGCACAGCUGCCCCAACGACGGCUCCCUCGAGCUUGCCCAUUCCGGGGUGCCUUCGGUCCUCCAGAUGUAUCGCCUUUACACCCCGGACGACGGCGAAGAGCUGGACCCCGCCGCCGAGGAACUGGUGGCCGCAUCUGAGGCGAAUUUCUCCAUCGCCCUGGCCAACCUCGCCGUCGGCAACUUGACUCAUGAUGAGCACGGCCUGAGGUGGUGGGUCGCCUGCCCCCCGCAGCGCUCCAAAUCGAACCCGCUCGGGCGAGCGAGCAUCCACAUGAACGCCUACGGCGUGUGGCUCGCUGAGUCGCUGGGGGCCCUGCUGCAGGGAACGAAACGGGAGACGUUUCUGGAUGGCUCCAACACGUUACAAAUGCUAGUGGACGAGUACUGGCGGCCGGCCCUUGAGGCCCAGCUGUUGAGCGAUGCCUCGGAAGAACGGAGCGGCAAAAACCCAAGAGCCAUCCAGUUGUCUACCGUCGCCCUUGCAAGGUUGGCUCUGGGAAGUGCCUGGACCGCUCCCAAGGGCACUGAUCCACAGGUGGUGGCCGACCUUUCCAUGGAGCGGCUUGAAUCCGAGUUUGACGAUCUGGGGAUGGAGGGCAUGGCGCACGUAGCCCUCACGCUGCUGAGCUCCGAGGGUCAAGAUGGAAUGGAGCUGGUUGAGAGGGCAGUCGCAGCUUGGACGUCAAACAUCCGUGUCGGGGCCCGAACUGCCUACAUUGCUGCAUGUGAUGGCUGCGCCGCUCCAGCAGGCCUGAUGGGAAACGCCCUCGCUCUUCUGGCAAUGACCCGCGCUGGCGCCGAAACGGGCCCGUUCGGUGAAAAACUGGCGAACUACGUCGCCAGCCCGCCAGCAGGGAAGUUCGCCUAUUUCGCCAACUACAUCGAAAAGCUGGCGGUCAUGCUUGCGCUGGGAGAGUACGACGCGUCCAGGGGUUCCACCGACCCUGACCUUGAGCUGGAUGUCACCAGCGGCGAAGUCUCCCUUCUGCAGGCCGAGUUCACAUCACCGCAGUCGCCCUUGGCUGUCUCCACAACUCCCUGGGCUGCAUUGACCCAAAUGCCGGAACCGCUGGAGUUUUCAGCUGAGGGCACAGGGGAGGUCACCGUCGCAGCGUUGCUGAACUUCGUGCCCGCGGAGCCGCUCCUGUUCCCCUCAUACAGGGGCAUAUACGUCGAGCAGGCGAUUCAAUUGGUCAACGCAUCGUCCGACUUCGACGAGCCGAUGGGUGCGCCCCUGGCCGCUGUACCCCUGGGCUCCAUCGUCAUCGUCACUGUGCAGAUCACCGCGCCGGACUCUGUGGGCGCGACAACAGUGCGGGUACUGAUGCCCGGCGGACUUGAGCCCGUGGAUCCCAACAUUGCGGGGACCUCCCUAGGAGUCUGCAGCUUUCUGACGUCACUUUCGUUUGCGUUCGACUGCCCAGACCAGGAGACGCUGCCGUCCGCCGUCACGUUCCGCUACGACAGCCUGAGCGCCGGAACCCACGUGCUGCGCGUCCGGGCCGUGGCGGCCACGCCCGGGACGUUCGGUCUGCCGCCCACGGCCGCCUUUCUCAACUCCCAGCCCGAGGUCAUGGGCCUCAGCGCGGCGGGAAGCUUCGAGGUGUGCAGCAACUGCGAAGCUGUGGCCAGGGGGCCGGCAGGCGGGCCCAAGGAGUGCCCGCAGGACUGCAGCGGCAGCGGGCUGUGCGAUUUGGAUGAGGGGACGUGCCUGUGCUUCGACGGGUUUGUUGGCGAGGACUGCAGCAUGCUGGCGGAGGCGUGA
Molecule: messenger RNA, 3900 nt
Organism: Ostreobium quekettii
Lineage: Eukaryota; Viridiplantae; Chlorophyta; Ulvophyceae; Bryopsidales; Ostreobiaceae
Source: the annotation of a GenBank genome assembly